AUGGGCGUCAUGAUAGAAAAUGAACAGAAUGAACAAGAGCUGGAAGCAGAAAUAGCCGAUGAAGACGACGGAGAAGGCGAUGACAACAAUGAAGAAGGACACAACGAGCCUGAGUCGGAAGAUGAUGAUGGUCGCCUCCGAACGGAUCUUGGUGGAAACGACGACGAUAGUGAAUUCGACGUAAAAGUGACAACAGUAGAAGAUGAAGAAAUUGAUGCGCAAGAAGAUGAUGAUGAGAUGAUUAUUUAUGCGCGGAGUUUUCGUUUUGGAUACUCGCCAAGUGUGAAUUCUUCUCAAGGAAAUGUUGUGAACAAUGCUCAAGGCAUUGAAGGAUCAAGUGAUGAGGAAGACUGUUUUUCAAUAUUUUCUCUGGGCCGUGAAUAA
Molecule: messenger RNA, 384 nt
Organism: Oikopleura dioica
Lineage: Eukaryota; Metazoa; Chordata; Appendicularia; Copelata; Oikopleuridae
Source: the annotation of a GenBank genome assembly